Eruca vesicaria subsp. sativa (arugula) is the source of this 645-nucleotide messenger RNA. Lineage: Eukaryota; Viridiplantae; Streptophyta; Magnoliopsida; Brassicales; Brassicaceae. The record is from the annotation of a GenBank genome assembly.
AUGGAGAAGAAGAAGACAGAGCUUCAAGCCGCCAUAGAAGAGCUCUCUGUUGUCAUAAUAACUAAACCUCCAGACAAUGAAACCACACAUAUACCCUUGGCGCCUCUUCUCUCCUUCUGCAACUUAAUAAUUCAAGUUCUUGAUAAGAUAGGACCGACAAUGGCUGUUCUUAGACAAGACAUCGAUCAAAAUAUUCAGAGAUUGGAGAAGGUUUGCGAAGCAGAUCCUUGUGUUUACUCCAAUUUGGUUGAGAUUCUGAAGAAAGAAAGGAACGAGGGGACAUACAAGAUGGUUGCUAGUUGCAGUAGAGCCAUUCUUUGGCUCACUAGGACAAUGGAUUUUACUGCGGGUUUAUUACUAUUGUUGUCCAACAAUAUGUCCUCCAAAAUGGAAGAACUUGUAGAAGAAUGCUACAUGGAGACUUUAAAACCGCAUCAUGGAUGGAUCGCGUCUGCUGCUUUCAAAGUGUGCUUGAAGCUAGUGCCUGACAAUAAAACCUUUAUAGACGCAAUCGGUGCAAGAGACCAGAGCUAUGAGACCCUUAGAGAAGACAUUGAUACAUUAAGCUCAUUGUUGACACCUAUUCUCAAAGAAAUCUCCAUUGUUCUGGAACAAUACGGGUUGAACAGAUUAAAGUCGAAGUAA